Molecule: messenger RNA, 1386 nt
Organism: Meira miltonrushii
Lineage: Eukaryota; Fungi; Basidiomycota; Exobasidiomycetes; Exobasidiales; Brachybasidiaceae
Exons: 1
Biological process (GO): intracellular mRNA localization
Cellular component (GO): nuclear outer membrane-endoplasmic reticulum membrane network; endoplasmic reticulum; ribonucleoprotein complex
Molecular function (GO): mRNA binding
Source: RefSeq, a predicted model, not a curated record
GAAAUCGUCAAACAAAGCGGAGGCAAGCCUGAUGUAAAUCAUCAUCAUGCGCAAUUGGAUGCUAUCAAGGCUGAAAUCGAAAAAGUCACUGCAGAUUUGGAUAACGUCAAGGCUUCUCUGUCGGGCUCUAUUCCUUCCAACACACCUGAAGGUAAACGUCGUGCGGAAUUGCACAGUGAAUUGGAAACCAUCAGACAAUCUCAAGCAGGUAGCAAAGGAGCACGCGGAAAGAUUUUAGAUGAUUUGAAAAGUCGUCAAGAUAACCUAGGUACAAAGAUCAAAGCUUUGCAAACAUCAAAAGCCAAAUCUGCCUACAAAUCACCACAAGAGAUCGAUGCUGCAAUCGCUCGUUUGGACACCCAAAUCGAAAGCGGUCAAAUGAAAUUGGUGGACGAAAAACGUGCUUUAAGCGAAAUCUCUAACCUUCGCAAAUCACGCAAAGCUGUGGAAGCAUUCUCGCAACAACAAAAGACCAUUGACACCGAACGUGAAGAAGUUGACAAAUUACGUGCUCAACUUGAUGAUCCUCAGAGCCGUGCCCUUUCCAAGCGAUUCGAUGAAAUCAAGAAUGAAUUAGAUGCUCUCAAAGCCAAGACGGAAAAGAGCGGUGAAAGUAGACAACAAUUGAUGACCAAGAGAGGAGAAUUGCAAACACACCUAGACAGCUUAUGGCAACGGAGAAGAGCACGUCAAGCCGCUUUCCGAUCCGAGAACGAUACUUUCCAAACAAAAAUUCGUCAAGAACGUGAAAAGCGCAAUGAGAAGUACAAAGAAGAAAAGCGUGCUGAAGAAGUCCGCCGCCGAAAGGAGGAAGAGAAGACUCUACGCGAAGAAGCUGCUUUGCCUGCUUAUGGAAAGGAGAUUGAAGAUUGUGACGUUUUGAUCCGAUACUUCUCCAACAAUGCUGGAGAAGCUCAAGAGAACGGUGCGAGCGAAGAAGCCAAGAAGGCAUUAGAAGGUGUCAAGCCUCUAGAGUUGCGUACUGUUGAUACAGAUGCGUUUGCAGGUGCAACGAUUGCAAAGAAGAAAGGUGAAGAUGACGAUGAGGGUUACUUUGUUGGCUCAGCAAAGAAGAACAAAGCCAAGGGAAAGAAGAAGAGCCGAGGAACGCCUUUGUCUUUGGGUAAUGACAAUGCAGGAGCAGAAGAACAACAAGUUGAAUCUGGUAAGCUCAAUGUCCCACUUUCUACCUUGUCUGCUUUGCUAUCUCUCAACAUUCCACCGCCAACCAACUCGAGCGACAUUGCCCGUGUGGUAGAGAACUUGCAGCGCAAAAAGGCAUUCUUCAUUGGUGAUCAAAAGCGCAAAACACAAGAAAACAUCGAACGUGUUGAGAAGAAGCUGCAAACGCUCAAUGUUGAUGAUGAAAGUGCAGAUGCAAGCAAA